AUGAGCGAUCGGACUUUCCUCUUUCCAGUUGAUGAUAAAAAGAGUACAGAGAAGGCCUUUCUUUGGUUCAUUAAUACCUUCGCGCAAUCCAGAGAUGUGAUCAUUGUCAUGCAUGUCAUCAAACCAAUUGGUGAUAUUGUGGAGGAAUUAGGUUACUCAGUAUUCUCCACUUAUCCAGUCCCAUCCAGAGGUCUCGCUAUGGACAAUCGUAUAGCUGCAGCGAGAAAAAUCUGCUCUACCUAUCUCGAACACGCCCACGUACGAGGUCUAACGGGGGUUCGAGGAUCAAUAUCCACACAUAUGAGAGUGGAGGAAGCGAUUUUGAAUUCAGCGAUUGCUAACAAAGCAACCACAAUCGUAAUUUCGACACGUGGUCUCGGACGCUGGCGUUUAUUUAUGGGUAAUAGCGUCAGUGGAUAUGUUUCCAAGCAUUCGGGCAUCCCCGUAAUAAUCAUACCACCAUGUAAUGAACCUAGACGAAAGAGUCAGAUAUGA
Rodentolepis nana is the source of this 495-nucleotide messenger RNA. NCBI's taxonomy places the organism in Eukaryota, Metazoa, Platyhelminthes, Cestoda, Cyclophyllidea, Hymenolepididae. The record is from the annotation of a GenBank genome assembly.